Lindgomyces ingoldianus is the source of this 2733-nucleotide messenger RNA. Its product is annotated as vacuolar protein sorting-associated protein 16. Gene Ontology annotation, molecular function: actin binding. Gene Ontology annotation, cellular component: endosome; HOPS complex; lysosomal membrane. Gene Ontology annotation, biological process: vacuole fusion, non-autophagic; endosomal transport; intracellular protein transport. NCBI's taxonomy places the organism in Eukaryota, Fungi, Ascomycota, Dothideomycetes, Pleosporales, Lindgomycetaceae. The record is from RefSeq and is a predicted model, not a curated record. The transcript has 4 exons. Bases 50 to 2578 code for a protein of 842 amino acids.
CCGCAAGCUAUCCAGCUAUGAAAGCCCCAUAAUAUCCCCAUUCCCAAGAAUGUCCAAGCCCACGGCCAACUGGGAGAAAGUCGGUGACAAGUUCUACCGCAGAAUAGAGCUCUACCGAAAUAUCUUCGAUACGGAUCUCGAGCUCGAGAACUACAAUGUAGUGGGGGCUCCGUACAGCGGCGCUGUAGCCAUUUACCGUGAUGAGGACAAGAUACAUGCGUACCGCGGAACCCAGGCGGCCAAGUCGAGCAUCGAUGUUUAUAGCUGCGCGGGGACGUUGAUUCGGCGCAUCAAUUGGGAUAAAGGGUCGAUAAAAGGCUUGGGGUGGUCUGAAGACGAGAAGCUGCUUGUUGUUACGGAAGAUGGCACCGUUCGAUGCUACUACGAUUUGCAGGGGGACUUUGUACCUUUUACACUCGGACACGGAGCAGACGAACAUGGCGUACAAUCAUGCAGGUUCUGGUCCUCCGGCUUCGUGGCCCUGCUCGGCAACAACCACCUCAUCUCGGUCUCGCGCUACGACGAACCACGACCGAAGCUCCUCGCAAUACCACCCCCAGACCCUGUCGUAUCGUGGGCAAUAAUACCUCCUGCAUACUCUCUCUCUCGAUCCGUAGAAGUUAUUCUUGCAAUUGGCACAACGCUAUACGUCGUUGACGCCACAGAUGCGGAGGAUAGGGACUUCACGGCCGGCCCCUUCCGACAUAUCAGCGUAUCUCCCCGCGGCGAAUUCCUUGCCUUCUAUACAGACGAUGGGAAAGUGUGGGUUGUGAGCGGUGACUGGUCUGAGAAGCUCUCCGAGUACAAUUCUCGCGCAAAGACGGUACCGAAGGAUAUGCAAUGGUGUGGCAGUAAUGCCGUGGUUUUGGCCUGGGAAGACGAAGUCCAUCUCAUCGGCCCCAGAAGUGUCGCUACAAAAUUUUACUAUGAUGCCUGGGUACAUCUACUACCGGACGUAGACGGCUUACGGUUACUGACUAACGAUGUCUGCGAGUACCUCCAGAAAGUGCCAGACGAGACAGAGGAAGUCUUCCGACUGGGCUCCGAAACCCCCGCCGCAAAUCUCCUCGAAGCAUCGAAUCUUCUCGACCAGAAAUCUCCAAAAGCAGAUGAUCUGAUUCAACUUAUCCGUCCCUCUCUCGCCGGAGCAGUAGACACGUGCGUGAAAGCCGCUGGCCAUGAAUAUAAUAUCCACUGGCAGAAAUCUCUGCUAAAAGCAGCCUCAUUUGGCAAAUCGGUGCUAGAUUUGUAUAGCUCUGACGACUUCGUCGACAUGUGCGAAACACUCCGCGUUCUCAACGCUGUACGAUUCUAUGAGAUUGGAUUACCGUUGAGCUACAACCAAUUCAAGCGCCUGACUCCGGAGAAACUGAUCUCGAGACUGACGAAUAGACAUGAGUAUCUCCUUGCUCUGCGCAUAUCUGAGUAUCUCCACUUGCCGACGGAUAAGAUUCACGUUCACUGGGCACAGCAAAAAGUCCGCGUGUCCACCGCAGACGAGGCAUCAAUAUGCAACCUCAUUUUCAGGAAACUACAUGGAAAACCAGGUGUCUCGUUCGAGGAAAUUGCACGCACCGCGUACGACGAAGGUCGCGUUCGACUAGCAACCGAACUUCUAAAUUACGAGCCCCGCGCUGGAAAACAGGUCCCAUUACUUCUUGGCAUGAAAGAAGACACCAUUGCGCUAGAUAAAGCCAUCGAAAGCGGAGACACCGAUCUCAUCUACCACGUGCUGCUCCACCUGCGCAAGAAACUCCCUCUCGCGUCCUUCUUCCGCGUCAUCAACUCCCGGCCCGUUGCCACCGCGCUCGUAGAAUCAAGCGCAUGGUACCAGGACAAAGAAGUCCUGAAAGACCUCUAUUAUCAAGACGACCGCCGCCUCGACGGCUCGAAUCUCCUGCUCUCGGAAGCCCUUUCCGCGACUGACCUUCCAGCUUCUUUGGAUAAGCUCAAACUCGCAUCAAAGUACUUACAAGACAGUAAAGACUACGCUUUCCACCGCCAGCAACUCGACGACGCGGCCAAGCUCCUGCGGAUGCAGGAAACUUUUGAAAAAGACCUCAACUCCAACCCAGGGACUAGCAGCGCCAACCCCAGCUCCAGCGUCAGUCCAGGCAACUCCUCAUUCAUCGGCCUCUCCGCCAACGAGACGGUAUUCCACCUCCUCCGCCAAUCCCACACCAAACGCGCGCAAAAAAUCAUCUCCGAAUUCCGCAUCCCCGAGAAAACCGCGGCCUGGCUGAAACUCCGGGCUCUCGUCUCCGCACGCCACUGGACUGAACUGGAAGAACUCUCAAAACAAAAAAAAUCGCCGAUUGGCUGGGAGCCUUUUUUCAACGAGGUACUUGCGGCGGGGAAUACGCGGGUAGCGAGCGCGUUUGUGCCGAAGUGUACGGGGUUAACUGUGGCAGAGAGGGUCGAGAUGUGGAUGAAAUGUGGGUUAGUAGUUAAGGCGGGGGAGGAAGCGUUUAGGGCGAAGGACCGGGGUUUGUUGGAGGAGGUUAGGGGGAGGGCAAGUGGAAGUGCAGCGGUGGAAGUCGAGAGGUUAGUUGGAUUGUUGCCAGUGGGGAGAAGGUAGGGGACGUUGGAGGGAUGGGUGAAGGGCGGAGCAGGGAUUUAUCUGUACCAUGGAGAUGGUGGACGAAGAGUAUUCUGGAGAGUUGGGAUUAAAAGAACUAUAUACUCAGGUUAGCUGUGAACUAGGGGUAUCGUGGAUAUGAAACAAUUCGUAUC